UCUCUCUCAUCUCUUCCAGGAAGCCCCCUCUGGUGUUGAGGGCUCUGAGGGUGGGGGCUAUAGAACCUGAGACAGUGAGGCAGGCUUUGAACCACCGACCAAACCGAGGAUGAUGACACCCUUCCCCACCACACACUGUGAGUGGCACCAAGAGCUCGAGGAGGGGAGAUACUUUCGUUUCAACCCAGGAAGGGAGGGUGUGUGAGAGUCAGUUGCCGGGAACUGAACUGGUGAAACAGAACCAGUCUGGUCUUAAGGAGCACGGGCCCCUCUGAGUUGCCCCAACUGCUUGCUGGCUUCUUUGAUUUCUGAGCUCAGAGGACCCAGGAGUCUGGGUGCACAGCCUCUUUUCUCAGAGACCCCGGAGUCUGGAUCACCAGCCCCUUCAUCUCUCAAGACCCAGAAAGCCGGCGCUCAGCCCCAUGGAGCCCUGUCGUCCCCUGGCCCUGCUGGCGGGCUCCCUGGCCCUGACAUCUAUCCUGGUGGCUCUGAGCACGGACUACUGGUUUGUGGCCAUUGGGCCUCACGAUUCAUCUCAUUCGGGCCUCUGGCCAAAUGGGGAUAAGCACCCGGUAGCAGGCUAUAUCCGCGUGACGCAGAUCUUCAACAUUCUGGCUGCCCUGUGUGGCCUGGUAUCUGUGGGCCUCCUGGUCCUGUCCUGUAUCCCCUCGCUGUCUGCCCCGGGCCGCGGCCCCCUUGUCUCAUCCAUCACAGCCUUCACUGCAGCGCUCUCCAUUAUGGUGGCCAUGGCUGUCUAUACCGGGGAACGGUGGAGCCAACCUCAACAGUCCCAGAUCCAGACCACCUUCUCCUGGUCCUUCUACCUGGGCUGGGUUUCGGUUCCCCUCUGGAUGAGUGCAGGUGGCCUGGGUCUGUUUGUUCACUGCUCUGCCACCCAGCCUGGCUACGACACCUUGUGAGCCGCAGGUGAAGACAGCAGGAUGAGUCUGAAAGGCAUCAUCAGAUUCACAGGUGACCACAGGGUCACCUGGCCCUCCCUUGGCCCUCACCCCCAGCCCUUCCACAGCCCCUCUGUUUGUUUCCUCAC
Molecule: messenger RNA, 1048 nt
Organism: Molossus molossus (Pallas's mastiff bat)
Lineage: Eukaryota; Metazoa; Chordata; Mammalia; Chiroptera; Molossidae
Gene: NKG7
Product: natural killer cell granule protein 7
Exons: 4
Coding region: 423-920 (165 amino acids)
Cellular component (GO): plasma membrane
Source: RefSeq, a predicted model, not a curated record